CCUCAGUUGGGUCUGUAAUUAACCAGCAAUCCCUAUGCAUGACAGAGCACCGGGUUUAGUUUAGUCUGAGUGCCUGCAGUGCGUCUAAAGCCACUCUGGUUUUGGAGAGUUGGAGAAGGGCACGUUAUGCGGCGAGUUAGGAACAGAAGCCAGAACUAGCAGCAGCAGCAGCAGCAAUAACAGCUGCUCCUCCCGUGUAACUGUCUUUAGAAGAGCAAGAGGAAGGGGCGGCAGAGAUCCGGAAGCGUCUUUGUAGUGUGACUGAUACCGUGCAGCUGCUUCGUCUCCCGGUCGCGGCCUCGCCUGUUAAAAAAACAGUCGCCACAGACACACCGAGAAGAGGACAGUCCUUUGAUUUGAGACAGAAGCAGCAACAGCUCCCCUUCCACGGACUCAGCAGAUCGAUAGCGGAAGACAACAAAGACGACGAGGAAGGGGCCGCUAGUACGAGUAGCAUUCACAAAGAACAAACGCCGAAAACCAGAUUGGUUUGCUCACUGCGAAUCCCAGUACGCACAGACGCCGGUGUCGCGUUGUUGGUACCACAUCGGCAGCAGAAACAGCGUGGGAAAGCCCUCAAUAACCCGUGCAUGCAACAAGAAGCAGCAGCGGGGCAGCAGACGGAAGAGGCCGGCGAUUCGAAGAUGGUUGAUGUGCAUUUUACCGAUCUGCCGAAUGCACUGAUUGCGUGCAAGGUGGACGAGAACAUCUUCACUGACCGUCAGUGCAAGGCGGGCUUCGAGGCUCUGUUCCGUUCCUUCGACUGCGACGCCACCUUCCAGUUCUUCAAGAGCUUCCGCCGCGUCCGAAUCAACUUCAGCGACGCCGUGACGGCCGCCGAGGCCAGAGUGACUCUGCACAAGAGCGACUUCAACGGGAAGGAGAUGCGCCUCUACUUCGCCCAGUCUCUGCACAUCGGGAACUCCCGACUGGAGCCCCCCAAACCAGACAAGCAGUUCCUGAUCUCCCCCCCGGCCUCGCCCCCGGUGGGCUGGGAGCAGGCGAAGGACGCCACCCCAGCGAUUAACUACGACCUGCUCUGUGCCAUUGCCAAGCUGGGCCCAGGUGAUAAGUACGAGCUGCACGCGGGGACCCCGACCACGCCCAGCGUCGUCGUACACGUGUGCGAGAGUGAGCACGAGAGCUCGGGAGGGGAGGACGAGGAGCAACGGCGAGCGAGGCCUCGUAUCGUCCAGACACGCCGACCCGAGUACACGCCCCACCCCCUGCACUGAGCCCCGACCAGGCAGCAGCUUCACCUUUUAUUAAAGGAGCGCAGGGACCUGUGUGGCCAGUCUGGAGGCAUCACCAGCCUUCCCUCAGCCCCUGCUGCAGAGAACCCCUCCUCCUGGGGUGUUUGAGUGCAGCCAGAGCCGGGACUGACAGACCCGUCUCAUUGUUGUUAUUGGGGUCUGUCUUAGUUGUAUUCAUUUCCUUUCUGUGAUUGGUCAAGAUGCAGGAGAAAGUGGAGCAUGACUUUGUGGUUCUUGCAUGGCUGCCACAGCACAGAAGAUGAGACCUUCAGGAUGAAAAAUCUGAGGACCGUGUGUGUGUUUUGUACUGGAAAGGGCUUCCUUUGAAAUCCUCUUUGGGUUUUGUUAUUAGGAAGUUUUAAGCCUGCCAGUGUGUGUGUGUGUGUGUGUGUUUCUUUUUAUAUUUGUUAUACUCUUCAUUGUUUUUCUGGUCAACCUAUUUUUUUGGCAUUGUUGACAUCGUAAGGAUAGAUAGAUAGAUAGACAGACAAAUAUAUGAUUGCUUCUUGAGGCGAGUUGCUUCUUGAAAGUGCUGAAAGGGGUUUGCUGUUGAUUGUUUUGUAUUUUUUGGUAUCUCUGGCUGGGGUUGUGCUCAGCAUACUGACCCAUUCUCCUACUGUGACUACACUGUGGAGGCACACUAGACCGGUUUUCGGACUCCGUUCAGGUAUAUGCAUCUGCACCUGUCUGUCCUGCCCUUCGUUUCCUGUCAUAAACACUAAUUGUAUUCAAAGAUGUAAUCUGAAAAGUGGUUGCUAUAAAAAUAGUUUGAUUGUUUAAUGCACCAGUAGCAUUUGUGUUUUUGUCAUUUGUGCCUGGAAUGUCAAAAGCACACCAUGGUAGGAGUGUAUGUUACAUAUCAGCAUUGCAGGUUCAUCACCAUUGUAGUUUGCUCAUUUAUUAACAUUUUUAUAUGAUUUACUAUUAUUAAACACACCCAGGUGGCUGUCUGUUGUA
Molecule: messenger RNA, 2210 nt
Organism: Acipenser ruthenus (sterlet)
Lineage: Eukaryota; Metazoa; Chordata; Actinopteri; Acipenseriformes; Acipenseridae
Product: calcipressin-1-like
Exons: 4
Coding region: 591-1235 (214 amino acids)
Biological process (GO): calcium-mediated signaling
Cellular component (GO): cytoplasm; nucleus
Molecular function (GO): nucleic acid binding; calcium-dependent protein serine/threonine phosphatase regulator activity
Source: RefSeq, a predicted model, not a curated record